AUGCCAGAUAAAUAUGACCCUAACGCACUAUGGCUGGCACUCAGUGAACAUAGUGAAGCUAAUUUAUUUAAUGCGUAUCCGAAGUUACUGGCGGAACUGUUUCGCCAGGAGGAUGAAGCGCGGCUGGAAGGAGACACCAGCGAAGCGGAAAAACUGGUACUUCCUAGCGAUAAAGAAUGGCGAAUGGAACAAUACUUUCUUCUUGUCGCUAUGCAGAAAACCUUGGAGACAGACACGCAAGUAUUAUAUGCGUUACGCAUGAAAAACAAUAAAACUAAUUAUAUCUGA
Molecule: messenger RNA, 288 nt
Organism: Parnassius apollo (apollo)
Lineage: Eukaryota; Metazoa; Arthropoda; Insecta; Lepidoptera; Papilionidae
Source: the annotation of a GenBank genome assembly